This is a messenger RNA of Ipomoea triloba (trilobed morning glory), 1691 nucleotides long. RefSeq names its product anthocyanidin 3-O-glucosyltransferase 2-like. NCBI's taxonomy places the organism in Eukaryota, Viridiplantae, Streptophyta, Magnoliopsida, Solanales, Convolvulaceae. Gene Ontology annotation, molecular function: UDP-glycosyltransferase activity. The transcript has a single exon. Bases 50 to 1531 code for a protein of 493 amino acids. The record is from RefSeq and is a predicted model, not a curated record.
CUACAUACAUACAGUCUUAGCUAAGCUAGCUUUUCAUCAAUUGAAUAUAAUGGAAGAUGCUAUUGAACUGGUUUUCGUUCCAGGCCCUGCAGUGGGUCACCUUGUUCCUGCAGUGGAAACCGCGAAGCUCCUCUUGCAAACAAACCCUCACCUCUCCAUCACUUUCUUGCUCAAUAAAAUGCCUUUCGCUCCCCAAGCCAGGGUUAAUUCUAUCAUCGAUUCUUUGAUUGCCGAUGUCGAUCCCGCUGAUAAGAGAUUGAAGUUCAAACUACUGCUUCAGGACCUGGUUCUGGAUCUCCAGAAUCCUGGAUUUCCAGACGGGAAAUCCAUCCGCGACCAAUGGAUUUCCACACUCCUGAGUGAAGCCAGAGACUGCGUUAAUGAAUUAAUAAUCCAGAAUGCGCGGCGGCGCCUAGCGGGAUUUGUUGUCGACAUUUUCUUUACCGACGUGAUGGAUGUGGCUGACGAGUUUGGGGUCCCCACCUACGUGCUCUACGUGGCGGGUGCUGCUACGCUCGGCCUUCACCUCCAUUUCCAGAGCCUCAAAGACCACCACCAUGGUACCCUCGACGAGUUUAUUAAGGAGGAUUAUCUCAAUGUUCCUACAUAUAUCAACCCCUUUCCGGUCAACUUACUGCCCACCUUUGUGUUGAACACAACCGAUGGAAUCUUGGAUUACGCCAAACAAUUUCGACGGGCCAAAGGCAUCAUUGCCAACACCUUCUUUGAUCUAGAGCCGUAUGCACUUCAAUCGCUUUCUAAAGACAAGACCAUCCCACCUGUAUACCCUGUGGGACCGGUAUUAAACCUAAACGUCCGCACUCCUCAACAAUCCCACGACCAAAUCUUCCAAUGGUUGGAUGACCAACCACCUUCAUCAGUUGUAUUCCUUUGCUUCGGAAGCACCGGUACUUUUCCCGAGCCUCAAGUCAAGGAGAUAGCCUACGCACUUGAACGUAGCGGCCAAAGGUUCUUAUGGGCCUUGAGGAAGCAACCCUCUCCGGGUAGUAGUUCAGUAGUCCUCACCGAGUAUACCAAUCUGGAAGAGAUCCUACCGGAAGGAUUCUUAGAAAAAACUAAAAGCAUCGGAAAAAUUAUAGGAUGGACACCACAAAGUGCAGUUCUAGCUCACCCUGCUGUUGGGGGUUUCGUGUCUCAUUGCGGAUGGAAUUCAAUUUUGGAAAGUUGUUGGUUUGGAGUUCCAAUAGGAACUUGGCCAAUGAGCGCAGAGCAACCAGAAAAUGCUUUCCAACUGGUGAGAGAGAUAGGAAUGGCUGUGGAAAUUAAGAUGGAUUACAGAACAGAUUUAAGGGAUGCGAAAAUGAAUAAUAUUCCAAUAGUUCCUGAAAUUGUGAGUGCAAAUGAGAUAGAAAUUGGAAUCACAAAUCUUAUGGACCACUCUAUUGCAAAAUCUAUAAGGAUAAAGGCUAAGGAAGUUAAAGAAAAGAGCAGGAAGGCAUUAGAGGAGGGCGGCUCAUGCUUUAAUGCUAUUGAAAGUUUUAUCGAAAAUGUCAUGAACAAUCUCAAUUAAGUGAUAGAUUCAAGAGUGAGAUGAAGUAAUAGUGUCUUAAUAAUAAAGUAUAGGAACCAGUAGUGAUGACAAUAAAUGGAUAUAUCCAUAUAUAUAUGCAUGUUUUAUAAUUUAUUAUCAUUAGCCUUUUAUAUAUGAAAGUUCCAAUCUUACUUGAAUG